AGGCAAUUAUUACCCAGAGUGAUUAUUACCUUAUUGAAAGACUGUGCCAGGUGGGGUAGGCUCCGCCCUACUUAAAAGUUAAGUCAGAAUCUGUCAUGGCGGCAGCACAAAGUUCUUCUCCUCAAGGAUCCUCCACAGAAUACAGAGUAAAGCUAGGGAAGUCUAUAGACAAGAACUGGCAUGUAAUGAGAUUCAAACCACCUCACAAAUGUGACCUGGAAACACUAACCAAUCCUACUCUUGAUCGAAAGGCUGUAAAGAGACAAGAUGGUAAUCCUGAAGAAGGCGAAGGAAGUGAGUUUGGCAAGAAAAGACGAGAGGAGGUCAGAAAAAGGAAGAGGGGUUAUGACAUACGAAGAGCUAACCCCGACGACCAGCCUUGGGUGCUCAAGGAGAGGAAACGUGAAGGAAAACAUUUCGUUGGACGCAAGGAGGGCACAGUGAACAGUAGUUCCUCCUACUACAUUUUGACAGUGUCUGAAGACAAAGCAUUUGAGGCAUACCCAAUUGAGAGCUGGUAUGACUUCAUCCCACCUGUCAAGUACAAUUUUUUGAAUGAGGAAGAAGCUGAGGCUCAGUUUGAAAAGCGCAACAAGACACUCAACUACUUCUCCGUGAUGGUGAGCAAGCGUCUGCGGGAUCAGGAAGGUGUGGGUGAUGAUAAAACUCACCUUGGGGCUGAAGGGAAAAGGGUCUCGAAAAAGAAAAGCAAGUCUUCGGGAGAACUGAUGUUGACAGACAGUGAGUCGGAUGCUGUCUCAUCAGACGCAAGUGGCAAUGAAGGUGGGGGAAGAACCAAGUCUCGUAAGAAAGUGCUCUCUAAAAAUAAAGGUGCAUUUGAGGGAGGAGAAGAGACGGAUGAGGGUGAUAUGGAGUCCUGGGAAGUGGACUACAUGAGUGACGCUUCAUCAGUAUCCGAGAAAGAUUAUAAGGCUAAAGAGGCGAUAAAAGAGGUACCGAAAGAUGAUGAGGAGGUGGAGCGGGCCGAAGAGGGAGACAUUGACAAAGGGUUCAGUGAGAGCUCCAGUGAGGACGAGCUCACCGAGGAAGGCAAGGAGCUCAAUGCUUUAAUAAAGAAGCAAUCCGGACAGACUGAGUCUGAGAAGGAAGAUGAUGAGAUUGACAUUGAGAAACCAUUUGACAAAGACCCAGUCAUUGUGUCUCCUAAGACAUCCCGUGAAGAUAGCAGUCUCAAAGGAGUAAAACGGGAGAGAGAGAGACAAUCAGACACUUCGUCCAAUGCCCCCUCCGCUUCCCCUCAGCCACCUCCAAAAAAACCCAAGAAGGAAUUCUCCCUAAGUACUAUAACCGACGAAGAAGUAAAGCAUUAUCUGUCUCGAAGGCCAAUCACAUCUAAGGAUCUUGUGAGAAAGUUCACUAGCAAGAAAUCUGAUAUGGACAAGAAGAAAAUUGUGGAUCAGUUGCACCAGAUAAUACAGAACCUUAAGAAUGUCGAGAAACAGACGAUUAAAGGGAAGCUUUAUCUGUCAUUAAAGCAGCCACCCUCAUGAUAACUGCACUGUUGUAUGGAGGGAGAGUAGGAGAGUAAUUUGUUGUACAUUCUUGUGUAAUUUGUUAUUUCUCUAAUUGAUUUAUCAUGAUUCCAUUUUCACUAUGA
Molecule: messenger RNA, 1618 nt
Organism: Halichondria panicea
Lineage: Eukaryota; Metazoa; Porifera; Demospongiae; Suberitida; Halichondriidae
Product: general transcription factor IIF subunit 1-like
Exons: 10
Coding region: 96-1511 (471 amino acids)
Biological process (GO): positive regulation of transcription elongation by RNA polymerase II; transcription initiation at RNA polymerase II promoter
Cellular component (GO): nucleus; transcription factor TFIIF complex
Molecular function (GO): TFIIF-class transcription factor complex binding; DNA binding; RNA polymerase II general transcription initiation factor activity
Source: RefSeq, a predicted model, not a curated record